Messenger RNA from Belonocnema kinseyi, 606 nucleotides. Its product is annotated as homeobox protein MSX-2-like. NCBI's taxonomy places the organism in Eukaryota, Metazoa, Arthropoda, Insecta, Hymenoptera, Cynipidae. The transcript has 2 exons. Gene Ontology annotation, molecular function: DNA binding. The record is from RefSeq and is a predicted model, not a curated record. The coding region runs from base 1 to 606 and encodes 201 amino acids.
AUGAGCAAGCAACGCGUCUCGCAAAGAUCCUCCAGCGACUUUAGCAUUGCCCGCAUCCUCUCCAAUGACCUUGCGCCGAAGCCAAAAAGCCAUUUUGCAGUUAGCGAGGUCAAAGAGUCUGUGGAAAAUGUCAGGGAGGAUAAAUUGAAAGAAAUGUCGAGAUUAGAAGCCGGGAGUGUGAAUGAAGAUGUUGCGAGUUUGAAGAAAGAUGGGGAAAGGUGCGACCGUUUGGGGAAAGAACUUCCGUGGCUUCGGUGUACUAGGUAUAGUCCGCCGAAAUUGCCACGGAGGCCUCAUUCCGGGAAAGAGGUAAAGCGGAGACUCGGGUCGCACCCUCGGAUUCCUUUCACGAAACUGCAAAUCCAGGUUUUGGAAGAAAAAUACAGAAUUAGUGCUUACCUUUCGAGGAGGGAUGUCAUUCAACUUGCUGGGGAUUUAAAUCUUCCUCAGAAUCGAAUUUUUCGUGAGAAUGUUGUUGCAACUGGACUCGCCACCCUAGAUGCUUUGAGAGACUCUGUUAGUAGGUUAUCAGAAGAUGAAGCAAUAGGGCAUCGCUACUGCAACGUAGAACACGACGUGGUAGAAAAUUUAAUUGACACAGUCUAG